AUUUGCAUGGAUGGACACUCCGAAUCUCAGAUAUGAAGAGGGGCAGGGAGACAUUUGGGGAAGCUCUGCUUCAGCUGUGGCACAGAAGGCAACACUCAGGACAAUCUCCAGCAUGGCCUGGGCUCCUCUCCUCCUCACUGUCCUGGCUCACUGCACAGGAUGCUGGGCCCAGUCUGUGCUGACUCAGCCACCCUCAGAGUCUGGGAACCCUGGGCACAGUGUCACCAUCUCCUGUUCUGGAAGCAGCUCCAACAUCGGAAGGUAUACUGUGCAACGGUAUGAGCAGAUCCCAGGAACGGCCCCCAAACUUCUCAUUUAUGGUAAUAAUGAGCGACCCUCAGGGAUUUCUGACCGAUUCUCUGGCUCCAAGUCCAGGACCUCAGCCUCCCUGGCCAUCAAUGGACUCCAGUCUGCAGAUGAGGCUGAUUAUUAUUGCCAGUCGUAUGAGAGCAACCUGGAUGCUCCCACAGUGCUCCAGGCCCAGGGGGAAGUGAGUGAAGAACCCCCUUUCUCCUCUGCCAGGAGGGUGAGCGCUCAACAGCUGCUGCUCAGUCGUGGCCUGUGGCUUUUGCUGCUGCUGCUUCCCCCAUGGUCCAGGGCAUCCAGGGCCCCGAUGGGAGUAGCAGCUUCUCUUUUCUUGUGUUCUGAGAAUCAGACACAGCACCUCCUUCCUAGGAACAGGGCCUCCAGGAAACAAAACGUUCUGUUCCCUGUACCUUGGGACAUGGUGUCUGCACUGAAGUCCCGGGAUGAGGCUGCUGUUCUAGCUGUGUCACCUCAGACCCACCUCUUAUACAGAACGUGUGUCUCCAUAAUGCUCAUUUCCUGAUUUCUAGACGUCCCCAGACUGGUGGCUUUCUCUCCCUUCUCCUCAGGGUGACUCCCUUUGCUUCUUUUCUCCUCAGCCUAUUCUCUUUAAUAAAAUUCUUUCCAAGAAGGAAUAAUGUACAUAUAAUAAACCACCAAUAUUUACAUUAUA
Messenger RNA from Sapajus apella (tufted capuchin), 979 nucleotides. RefSeq lists its product as uncharacterized. Bases 11 to 829 code for a protein of 272 amino acids. The transcript is spliced from 2 exons. Gene Ontology annotation, biological process: immunoglobulin production; immune response. The record is from RefSeq and is a predicted model, not a curated record. Lineage: Eukaryota; Metazoa; Chordata; Mammalia; Primates; Cebidae.